Molecule: messenger RNA, 572 nt
Organism: Loa loa (African eye worm)
Lineage: Eukaryota; Metazoa; Nematoda; Chromadorea; Rhabditida; Onchocercidae
Exons: 4
Coding region: 19-558 (179 amino acids)
Cellular component (GO): cytoplasm
Molecular function (GO): protein-disulfide reductase activity; oxidoreductase activity, acting on a sulfur group of donors, disulfide as acceptor
Source: RefSeq, a predicted model, not a curated record
AAUUGCAGGUCAAAUGAAAUGUUGACGGGUUCACGGACACAUCCGCAGCUGUAUCGUAUGCAUAAGUUGUUCCUCAGCCGAUGUGUCGCAUCAUCAAACAUACAGUGCAUUUCUUCAUUUCCGACACGUUUAAUCAAAAUACCUUUGCAAAGAUUGCGAAUCAAUAAUGGACUCAUCCCAAAGAAUUCCGUACUCUUUCGAAGAUUCUGUAAUGACGAGUCAUCGGCGGUCAUCUUUAAUGUUGAAGACGAAGAAGAUUUCACGGAAAAGGUUAUGAACUCUUCUGUCCCAGUGCUCGUAGAUUUUUAUGCUGAUUGGUGUGGGCCAUGUAAAAUGUUGGGGCCGCGAAUCGAAGCCAAAGUUGUUAGCCGCGAAGGAAAUAUUAAGCUAGCAAAGGUGAAUGUCGAUUAUGCAGCAGAUGUGGCAAUGGAUUAUGAUGUGCGUUCCGUACCCACUGUUGUCGCAAUGAAAUCCGGUCAAGUUGUUGCACGCUUCCAAGGUGUAAAAACUGAUGAUGAAUUGGAUUAUUUUAUUGACACUGUUAUUGAUUCAGAGUAAAGUUAGUGCUCGGA